AACCUUUUCUGGCCAAGAUCAUUACGUACACUUUCUUUAUAUGGUGGAUGGGUAUUCACCAUGCGAUGACGAUUUCUCGGACUCCUAUGCCGGCUGCAAGACUCAGCGAAAGUGUUAUGAAGGCUAUAACUGAAGUCUGUGGCCCAGAAACAGCGUUUAGAAGACGAUUCCGGACGCUGAAAACUCAGUUCCGUGCUGUUUUAAGGGAGCACCAACAACAGCUUAGGAUGCUCAGAAGCAUGAUCAUACCCCGACUUCCGCAAGAAAGAUUGAAUCACGGCUAGAGAAAGCGGUAGCUGGACAGGAGGUUGGUCGUGGCAUGCCCAAACCGGUCCACACGCUAACGGGGACUGAUACACAUUCGCUGGAACUGCGUUCUUUGUCGUAUCUUUGGGAGCGAGCCGAACAGCAACUGAUUGUUCUGGUGAAGUCCGGUCGAGAUUCAGGCAUAAUCCGUGGAAAGAAUGUCAUCAGGAAGCAGCUUGCUGAGCUCGCCCACUUGCUCGCCAUCUUUUCCGGAUCCAGCAUAAGUGCUGACGAGGUCAUGGCUGAUGACCGAAAGUUAAAGGCCGCUGUCAAGUCCCUGAGAACCUGGCUUGAUAAGAAAGUAUACUAUUUCCAGGCAAGUACAGAGCGAGAUAUCAGCACCGCAUACAGGCAAUAUUUUGCUCUGAUCGAAGAGAGGGAACUCGAUCUCGCGAAUGCUCUCAGAUGGGAGCAGUUCCAUCAUAAGCCGGCCGCCAUCCCCUGGGGCCGAUAUCCUUCCGGCAUAGAAAUUCACGUCCGAGCAGGAAAGGGCCAUAACAAACGCGCACUACUAUUAUUCUCCUGGACCAAUGCGGAUGGCGAAGCUUGCAAUCUUUCCAAAGUGUUCCUGCCUGACGGCACACAGUCACUUUUCGAUGCAGAUGCCAGAAAGAUCUUCUUCUGUGCCGAGCAUAUUGAGAUACGAGAUGGAGCUGGUCAUAUUCUUGGAAGAGGCCGACAUCAGAACAUUACGGUGACUCGAGAUGAAAUGCUGGCCAAAUUAUCGGAGGACCCACGCAAAGAGGAUUUCAUUGCUUUCUGGGACCACCAGCUUGAGACAACAAAGGUGAAUCCGAGUCGAAGUCCGACGUUCGACGACUCCCAAAAGUUCACGCCACGUCGUCCUACGGAUUCUCACUUACGAGCGAAGAGAGUGGUACAAAGCGACUCCGACACGGUUUCCAGUUUGGAUCCAUCAAAUACGAUUGGUUUGAGGUCAGGAACGUCUUUAGGCUCCGUGUCUCCGAAUACCCGUGCCACCAAAAGCUACAAGCCGUUAUCCAAAAAAGCUUCUCGCAAUGCAAGUCCUACAAAGCGCUCGUUGCGAGCAGAUCCGUCAGCAGCGCAGCCAUCCAAACUCGAAUCCGGCACGAACAACAUUCCGUCCAGAUUCAGCAGUCGUAAGGCAGCUGAGCCUCCCUCCAACGUGGAAACGGCCCCCAUUACAAAAACGAAGCUUGUACCGAAGGCCGCUCACGACGGUAGACCGCUCAUUUACAAUGCGGGUAGUGUCAACGAGGAGAUUAAAACAAUCAAGGAUAGUCUGCCAAUGAGACAAGCAGAUGCUUUGUGGUUGUUGAACGAGUUCCUCAAAGCGGAGUAUCCGCAUGGUGGUGAAGUCAUUUUGGCAAGUCCUGUCCGCUUUCCUGCCGUCGAUUCAGUGUGGACACGUCUGGAAAAAUUCUGCCGCACGUCUAAAUACCGAAAUCAUCCAUAUAUUGACCUCAUGGAGAGCUGGGUUGAGCUCGGCAAAGGCGUUGGCGAAGGAAGAGCCAAGCGAGCCAUUCUCUCACGACAGUUGACAGCAGCCUUCAAUGUUCUGCGAAAGAAAGUGACAAGUAAACAGGUCUUCAUCCGGCCUCAACCUGACAUCAAGGCAAAGUGUACAAACGUCCUGACCGUGUCAGCAGAUGUGAAUCCAGUGGUUCUGGGAAAUGACAAAUGACGAGACCAAAGUCCAGGGCUUUCUUGCGGUGAUUGUCAUCAGACUACCUACGUAGCUUCCAAAUCAGAGAAUACUGCUGAUCUAUACCUGUUUCUUGUCUAACGGUUCCAGCCUCAUCAGUCACCGGUUACUUGGAUAUUGGCAUCUCGGUGAUGCUUCCACGACUCCAGUGCUGCGCGGUCGCCGCCGAAAAUACUAUCUUCUUCACAUCACCGUCACCAGUUGCUUCAAUGAGUGCUUGCCAUGCCUGCUCAUUAACAAACUUGAUUCAGAAACUCACCGAAUGUUUCUGGUGGUGAAGAUAAAUCAUGUUAAGCACGUUGAGUGGAGCCAUGUUUG
Exophiala viscosa is the source of this 2311-nucleotide messenger RNA. RefSeq lists its product as uncharacterized. The coding region runs from base 320 to 1972 and encodes 550 amino acids. Lineage: Eukaryota; Fungi; Ascomycota; Eurotiomycetes; Chaetothyriales; Herpotrichiellaceae. The transcript has a single exon. The record is from RefSeq and is a predicted model, not a curated record.